AUGGCGAGGAAGUUCAGCGGAUUAGAAAUUUUUCUGAUAGUCCUUUUUUCCAUAGUGACAAUAAUAGCUGUAGCCUUGGUUGUUGUUUUAGCAACAAAAACACCUGCAGUCAAAGAAUAUGUAUCAGGAUACCCACCACCUACUCCAGGAAAAUGCCCAAGUGAUCCAAAUGCCCAUAUAAAUGGAAGAAUAAACUGCAUACCAGAUCAACUAGCAACAAAGGAAGUGUGUGCCCAGCGAGGUUGUUGCUGGAGGCCUUUGGCUGAGAGGCACAUUCCCUGGUGCUUCUUUGCAGACAACCAUGGCUACAGAAUAAAUGAACAGGCAUCCACGGAGGCUGGUGUAGAAGCUCGUUUAAGCCGGUUGUCAGCACCCUCCCUGUUCGGAAAUGACAGCCACACGGUCCUCUUCACAACCCAAAAUCAGACCCCCAAUCGAUUCCGAUUCAAGAUUACUGAUCCUAAUAAAGAAAGAUUUGAGGUCCCUCAUGCUCACGUCAAGCCUUUUACUGGAAAUGCAUCUUCCAAUCCAAACUAUAAAAUUGAGGUUACAGAGAAUCCAUUCAGCCUCAAAGUGACCAGAAAAAGCAACAACAAAAUCCUGUUUGACACAAGCGUUGGGCCUCUUGUGUUUUCUGACCAGUACAUGCAACUUUCAGCCAAACUUCCUAGUGAAUACUUUUAUGGGUUUGGAGAGCAUAUUCAUCAGAGAUAUCAGCAUGAUUCUUCCUGGAAAACGUGGCCUAUCUUUACGCGAGAUGAACUACCUGGUGGAAAUAAUCAUAAUUUAUAUGGUGCUCAAACUUUCUUCAUGUGCCUAGAAGAUGAAACUGGAGCAUCAUUUGGCGUUUUCUUAAUGAACAGCAAUGCCAUGGAAAUUUUCAUCCAGCCGACUCCGAUAAUAACUUAUCGGGUUAUUGGUGGCGUUCUGGAUUUUUACGUCUUCUUAGGAGAGACCCCAGAGCAAGUUGUGAAGGAAUAUCUAGAGUUUAUUGGACGGCCAGCAAUGCCUUCAUAUUGGAGUCUUGGAUUCCAACUGAGUCGUUGGGAUUAUGGAAGUCUGAAUGAAGUGACAGCCGUUGUGGAAAGAAACCGUGCAGUUGGUCUGCCUUACGAUACUCAAGUCACAGAUAUUGACUACAUGGAUGGAAAAAAAGACUUUACUUAUGAUAAGGAUAAAUUUGCUGAUCUUCCUCAAUUUGCUAAAGACUUACAUAGCAAAGGAAUGAAAUACAUCAUUAUCCUGGAUCCUGCUAUUUCUAUUAAUACAACCAACAGUGAUGGUUCUAAAUAUGAAACCUAUGAGAGAGGAUCAGCCAGUAAUGUAUGGAUUAAGGAGAAGGAUGGAGUUACCCCACUCAUUGGAGAGGUAUGGCCAGGAUUAACUGUAUUUCCUGAUUUCACCAAUCCAACGUGUAUCAAAUGGUGGGCAGAAGAAUGUAAGAUUUUUCACAGCAAAGUGGAAUACGAUGGACUUUGGAUUGAUAUGAAUGAAGUAUCAAGCUUUAUUAGAGGAUCAAAAAAAGGAUGUGAAGACAACAACCUGAACUAUCCACCUUUCACUCCCAGUAUUCUUGAUGGUGUGAUGUUUUCAAAAACUGUUUGCAUGGAUGCAGUGCAACACUGGGGAACGCAUUAUGAUGUUCACAGCUUGUAUGGAUACAGCAUGUCUAUAGCCACUGAAGAAGCCAUUCAACAAGUGUUCCCUAACCAAAGAAGCUUCAUUCUUUCACGUUCUACUUUUGCCGGGUCAGGGAAACAUGCAGGACAUUGGUUAGGAGACAAUUCUGCUACGUGGGAACACCUUAAAUGGUCCAUACCUGGAUUACUGGAAUUCAGCUUGUUUGGAAUACCUUAUGCUGGAGCUGACAUUUGCGGUUUCUUUGGAGACACCACAGAAGAGCUAUGCAGAAGAUGGAUGCAACUGGGAGCAUUUUAUCCAUUUUCUAGGAAUCAUAAUAGUCAAGGACCAAUUCCCCAAGAUCCUGCUUUCUUUGGAAAUCAGUCUCUUUUGGUGAACACAUCAAAGCACUACUUGAACAUACGCUACAAAUUGUUGCCUUUCCUCUAUACUCUGUUUUAUAAAGCUUCAACGUUCGGAGAUACUGUAUCAAGGCCCCUUCUGCAUGAGUUCUAUUCCGACAGUAACACAUGGAAUGUGGACACUCAGUUUUUAUGGGGCCCUUCGUUCCUCAUCACUCCAGUUCUGGACCAAGGUGCAACUGAAGUAAACGCUUAUAUACCUGAUGCAGUAUGGUAUGACUAUGAAACUGGCGAAAAAGUACCAUGGAAAAAAGAAUUUGUGAAAAUGUCCCUUCCAGAAGACAAAAUAGGAUUACAUCUGAGGGGAGGUUACAUUUUACCCACUCAGCAACCAAAUGUUACCACAACUUACAGCCGUAGAAAUCCCUUAGGACUUAUAAUUGCAUUAGACGAAAAUGGUUUGGCAACAGGAGAUUUAUUCUGGGAUGAUGGAGAAACCAAAGAUAGUAUAGAGAAGAAAGCCUUCACCUUGCAAAAUUUUUCCGUUUCUAAUAAUCGUUUAGACAUCCACGUUUUGAACAAAGGAUACAAUGAUGACUUAGUAUUUGAGGAAAUUAGAAUGCUUGGAAUACAAGUUAAACCAACUAAUAUUACUGUGAAGAUGAAUGGAGCAAGCGUCCCAUCCUCUCACGUUGAGAGCUAUGAUUCUUUAACAAAGGUUCUCUUGAUAAAUGGACUCAGUCUUUCCCUGGGAACAUCCUAUUCAGUAGAGUGGAAUUAGAGGGGUCUUUAACAACCAACAGCAGUUGAAGCAUAUCAAAUCUCUUUAGAGACAAAAUAAUCUUUGCAAAUUCAGUCUACAAAUGUUUAAUCCAUUCCUGAAUGAAGCGCUGACAUUCUGGUCUGUGGUGUGACUGGUCCUGAGAAGGGUCUGGAGAAUGGACAACCAUGAACAGAGUUGGGUGGCUGGGGAAUAUCCUGCCUUCCCUAACUUUAAAAAUUGUUUACGUUUUUGAGGUAAGCUUAGGGAGCAUUUCUUUUAACAGGCUGGCUAAGUCUCAUCUGUGUCUCAUUCACAUACCAUUCUUCCACUUUCAACCCUAUCUUCACCUCACUGUGUUUCCCAUCCCUCCCACCUGCCCCUCAUUUCUACCCAUCCUCUUUCCUCCCCUUUAUGACAUCCCUUCUCUUCUAUCCACACUGUCCCCUUCUCAAACAUUUCUCCCUUUCUUCCCUCUUUACCCAUCUCCAAACAUCCCUUUCUUCCAUUUCAGUGUUUUGUGUGGAAACUACAAACUCAUAUGUAUCAAUUGUUAGCCUAACUCAGUGAACACCCUUAGACCCAGCCAUGUCCAACAGAUAAGGUCUGAUUUUAUGUUCUCUAACCCUUGUCCUCGCCGCCUUCAUUUGAUUUCUUAUGAUAUGCAGAAUUGACUAUGUCCUUGGGGUCUAUUCAGGAUGGUGAGGCCUGGAAACUGAAUGACCUUUUUCAAUGUCACAAAAUGUUUCAUUAAAACAAGAAUAAAAAGUUUCAACUUUA
Molecule: messenger RNA, 3522 nt
Organism: Tachyglossus aculeatus (Australian echidna)
Lineage: Eukaryota; Metazoa; Chordata; Mammalia; Monotremata; Tachyglossidae
Gene: SI
Product: sucrase-isomaltase
Exons: 24
Coding region: 1-2763 (920 amino acids)
Biological process (GO): carbohydrate metabolic process
Molecular function (GO): alpha-1,4-glucosidase activity; carbohydrate binding
Source: RefSeq, a predicted model, not a curated record